Molecule: messenger RNA, 1372 nt
Organism: Dendrobium catenatum
Lineage: Eukaryota; Viridiplantae; Streptophyta; Magnoliopsida; Asparagales; Orchidaceae
Product: leucine aminopeptidase
Exons: 2
Coding region: 98-1357 (419 amino acids)
Biological process (GO): proteolysis
Cellular component (GO): cytosol
Molecular function (GO): metallopeptidase activity; zinc ion binding
Source: RefSeq, a predicted model, not a curated record
AAUAAAAGUUCGAUCGUGAGGACCUUCCCAGUCUCCUCUACUCCCGCCGGCAAACCAACAGGAACAAAACCCUAGACUAAGCCAGCGGCCGCCUGCGAUGUCGCCAGUAGAUCCUCACUCUUUUACCGACUCCUCGGAACCCUUCUCUACCCACAUCGCUCUCAACCUAUUCCUCGAUUUCUCUUCCUCAACCAUCAUCGGCUCCGCUCUCAUCUCUCUCCCCACAUCCUAUUCCGGAAACCUCACCCUAGACUCCCGGGCCAUCUCCAUCUCCGCCGUUAUCGAUCCCGACUCCCUCUCCCCUCUACCGUUCGCCAUAUCCUCAUCCGCCGACCCCAUCAAGGGCUCACCUAUCACGAUCGCCCUCUCUUCUCACUCCUCUGUCCUCAUCGUCUUCUCCACCUCCCCAUCCUCCUCUGCUCUCCAAUGGCUUUCCCCUGCGCAGACCUCUUCCGGAUCUCAUCCUUUCGUUUAUACCCAAUGCCAAUCCAUUCACGCCAGAUCCGUUUUCCCAUGCCAAGACACACCCGCCGCACGCAUCCGCUACUCCGCCCGUAUCAACCUCCCUCUUCCCCUCUCGGCCGUCAUGUCCGCCUCUAAGCUAGCACGCCGCGAUCCCAUAGCCGGAGAAGGAUCCCCCGGCGUACCGGAUUCCCUCUGGUGCAGCAAAGACCGCAUCGUUGAGUGCUUCAGCAUGGAUCAGCCAAUUCCGCCUUACCUUUUUGCCUUGGCUGCUGGUGAGAUUUCAGGGCGGGAUCUUGGACCUAGGACGAGAGUUUAUGCUGAGGGCGGGCCCGAGGUGCUGGAUGCUGCGGCGAGGGAAUUUAGUGGGGUUGAGGAGAUGGUGAGAGUUGGGGAGGCGUUGUUUGGGCCGUAUGAGUGGGAGAGGUUUGAUGUGCUUGUGUUGCCUCCCAGCUUUCCUUAUGGAGGGAUGGAGAAUCCUAGGAUGGUAUUUCUGACCCCGACGGUGAUCAAAGGCGAUGCUACCGGGGCGCAGGUGGUAAUUCACGAGCUCGCUCAUAGCUGGACGGGGAAUCUGAUAACAAAUAAGACCAACGAGGACUUCUGGCUCAAUGAGAAGGCUUUAAGGAAAUGCUCCAUGCGUCGUUUGGAAUGUAGCUUGGGUUGCGUGAUAUUGAGAUUGGCAUCCUCAGGCCUUGCUCAUGUGCUCAAUCUUUCCUUUCUUGACAUGUUGUGUGACUAUAUGUAUAGUCUUUUGCAAGGUUUUGUAUGCAGAAGUACAUGGAGAAAUGCGGUUUUAGCGGUGCAUAAAAGCAAAAGAUUUUUGUGCGAGGUAAUAUCCUGUUUUAAAAUUCUUGGGAUUUCCUCUUCUUCUUUGCUUUGUGUAUGUACUUAGGAAUAUGAGAAUGGU